GGAAGGAGCAGUCCAUUGUUGUCGUGCGGUCAGAACGGUGCGAGAGGGAUAGUUGAAUGGGAAUGGAGCUAUUCUUGUCUAACUAACUACAGCGAUCACGUGACUCGAUAUACUACACAGUCUGAACACAUUUGCUUUCGCAAUUUUACUCUAAUUUGCUUACUUGUGUAAUGAUAAAUUCAUAUCUUUAUCACGUGUCUUAAGACAAUUUUUUAUAUAACAUUCUCUUCCCAUUUUUGAUAGAUAUACACUUUUUGGUUGUGUCACCACUAUACGAGAACAAAUCUGAACCAAUGUUUUCAGCCACGGUAGUUGACGUUAAAAAGAGACAUCACCAUUCCCAUUCAACUAUCUCUCUCCGUGCGUUCUUUUAGGCAUCGGAUACAGCAGUUUUUGCAGUAAUUCAUUCUUUUAGCCCGACUGCGCAGUCGACUGCACCGCAGAUUUCCGUCAGCCGGCAAAUCCGAUGCGCAGCGGUUGCCAAAUCCGAUGCCUAAAAGAACGCACCCUCUCUGACCGCUCGAUCCUAUGGAGGGGGUAGGCAGUGCUCCUUCCAGUAUGGUUAUAGUUCAAUGGUGGCCAAUGAGCCGCGCGCCAGUAAUAAGAAGAAGAAGCUUCUGGCCAACUUUCAUGCUUUUGAAACGCGUAUCAAACGAAGAGAAGCACGUGGAAUCGUGGGAUCAGCGGAAAACACGUGUCGCGACGAAGUCUAAAACACGAGUGAAAUAAUAUUUGUGGUUCAGUAAGUGUGGAAACGCCGACAAAUAAAUAGCUAUGGUUAACAAAAGGAAAGUAAAACCUUAUGUGAGGAAGAAGCAUACGCCGGAGAGUAAAAUAAUCGAAGGACUACGAUCCAAAUACAACGCUAUAGACGUUACUAAAGCAACGAAGUUCAGCGACCUCCCUUUAUCGGGACCUACUCUGAAGGGUUUAACGGAGAACGAGUACAUUGAAAUGACUGAUAUUCAGAGGCAGAGCAUCGGCUUGGCUUUGCAGGGCAACGAUAUCUUGGGAGCUGCGAAAACCGGGAGCGGCAAGACGCUGGCGUUCCUAAUUCCGGUGCUGGAAGUUUUGUUUUGCAAACAAUGGACGAGACUGGAUGCAUUGGGCGCGUUGAUCAUCACACCGACGAGAGAGCUGGCGUAUCAGAUUUACGAGACGUUGCGGAAAGUCGGUCGCCACCACGAGAUUUCGGCAGGCUUGAUCAUAGGCGGGAAGGAUUUGAAAUUCGAGAAGAAGCGCAUGGACCAGUGCAAUAUAGUUAUAUGCACACCGGGACGUUUGCUCCAGCAUAUGGACGAGAAUCCAUUAUUCAACUGUGCAAAUAUGCAGAUAUUGGUGUUGGAUGAAGCGGAUCGUUGCUUAGAUAUGGGUUUUGAGAAAACCAUGAAUUCCAUUAUUGAAAACCUUCCGCUUGAGAGGCAGACUUUGCUCUAUUCAGCGACUCAGACAAAAUCUGUGAAAGAUCUGGCGAGAUUGAGUCUUAAGGAUCCGUUAUACGUGUCUGUGCACGAGCAUUCUGCGCACACCACGCCGGAGAGUUUGCAACAGAGUUACAUUGUAUGUUCCUUGGAAGAUAAAAUGGCGAUGCUGUGGUCUUUCAUAAGAAAUCAUACGAAACAGAAAAUCAUCGUGUUCUUUUCCAGCUGUAAACAAGUGAAAUAUGUGUAUGAGGCGUUCUGUCGAUUGCGGCCGGGAACCAGUUUGUUAGCUCUUUACGGCACUCUUCAUCAACUGAGAAGAAUGAGUAUCUACGAGUCAUUUUGCAAGAAGCAGCACGCCGUUUUGUUCGCGACUGAUAUUGCCGCUCGCGGAUUAGACUUUCCUGCUGUAAGUUGGGUGAUUCAAAUGGAUUGUCCGGAAGACGUCAAUGCCUACAUACACAGAGCAGGCAGAACUGCCAGGUUUAAAAGCGGUGGUGAAUCUCUUUUAGUUUUGUUACCAUCUGAAGAAUCGAUGGUUGAGAGACUUAAGCAACGUAAAAUCCCAAUAAAUAUGAUACAGAUUAAUCCAAACAAACUGCAGUCACCACAUCGUAAGCUCGAAGCUUUAUUGGCGCGAGAUGUGGCAUUGAAAGAAACAGCUCAGAGAGCAUUUGUAUCAUAUAUCAAGUCGGUUUUUCUAAUGAAGGAUAAAGAGAUCUUCAAUGUGCAUGCGUUGAACACAGACACAUAUGCCAAAUCGUUAGGAUUAGCCAUACCCCCGAGAAUCCGGUUCUUACAAAGAAUGCAGAAGAAAAUGUCGAAUAAUAAUAAUGUUAAGACUGAAGAAGAAACAGAUCCAGUUUCACCUAAUUCACCAGACAAUAGCGAGCAAGAAGAUAGCGACAGUAACUCUGACAGGAGUGAAAUUCUCGAUAAAAAUAAUGAAAAAAGGAUAGUGAAGGAGGAAAAUACUGCCGCUCUUCAGUUUGAUGAUAGUGACGAUGACGACAUACUAACUAUAAAGAGAAAAAAUAUUGAUAUUGAUAUUUCAAUGCCGAACAAUGAGGACAAGAUUUCGAAGAAAAAGAAAUCUGUUACAAAGGUCGCGUUGGCUAAAAAAAUUCUCAACAAGAAAAUUGUACCUAAUAAGAAGACCAUGUUUGAUGAUAAAGGACAAGAAUUAGUCGAUUCUGCUAAAAAGAAAAUGUCAGAAUUAGCACAGCAGUACGAGAAUGAGGUUGACUCUGGCAUUAAUAUCGAAAUAGCCAAGCAAAUCUUGCGUGAAGAGGACCAAUUUGAUAAACAAAGAUUCAGGAAAAAGAUAAAAGAAAGACACAGAGAGGAAAAGAAGAAACUGAAGCACGCUAAAAAGGCAGAAAGAAAUGACAAGGACGAAGAUGCAGGCGAGGAUUACAAUAGCGAAAGUGAAGCUAGUGAAGGUCCAGAUCUUUCAUGGUUACCUGAUCCAGAUAAGAUAUAUGGCAAGCAACGAGAUGAGAAUGAAGAAGUAUCGUCUGUCAACGAAUCCAUAGAUGAAGAAUCUGAUGAAAGCACAGUUCACAGGCCUUUCAAAAGAAAAUUGAUAACGCAAGAAGAGCACAAGGGGAUCAAGAAGAAACAUAAAUCCGAUAUUGCCGAUCUGCAGAUCGACGAGGAAUUAGCGUUACAAUUAAUACAAAAUUAGCACCAAGUGCAUCUUUAGAGAAAUGUAAAUUUAUACAUUUUAUUUAUGAACGACAGUAUGUACACUUUACAAUGUAACUUUACCUUAACAGUAAAGUGUAUUUUACAUUUUGUCAUUGUUUUAAUUCAACUAGAUAAAAUUGUACUAAGGCGGCAUA
Molecule: messenger RNA, 3265 nt
Organism: Vollenhovia emeryi
Lineage: Eukaryota; Metazoa; Arthropoda; Insecta; Hymenoptera; Formicidae
Product: probable ATP-dependent RNA helicase DDX10
Exons: 12
Coding region: 775-3108 (777 amino acids)
Biological process (GO): rRNA processing
Cellular component (GO): nucleus
Molecular function (GO): nucleic acid binding; RNA helicase activity; ATP binding
Source: RefSeq, a predicted model, not a curated record